UGUGAAAUAGUCUAGCUGUUGGACGUCAUACACUUUCUCCUUGACGUGUACGUAUUAUAAUUGGUCCACUACAUACACACACACACAUAUUCUUUCCGGCACUCCGCCCUAUGACAAAUAACCUGUACUAGCAAUUAUUACACAGUGAUAAAUUGCGUUUUAUUACGUAUAUAAUUUGUUAAUUUAUUUAUUAAUUGUAAAGAUAUUGUAUUUUAUAAAACAAAAAUCAUGACAUUUGUAUCGCCAAUGCCGAGUAGAGAGUUUUUGUGGGAUGUCUUUCAAAGAGUUGAUAAAGAUCGUUCUGGUGCAAUCUCAGCUGACGAACUUCAGCAAGCACUUUCCAAUGGUACCUGGACUCCAUUCAAUCCAGAAACAGUUCGUUUGAUGAUUGGUAUGUUUGAUACUGACAAAACUGAUCCCGAUCCUUCAGGUAUGUUUGACAAGAACCAGAGUGGUACUGUAAGCUUUGAAGAAUUUGGAGCACUAUGGAAGUAUGUAACUGACUGGCAGAAUUGCUUCCGUUCUUUUGAUUCUGACAACAGUGGAAAUAUUGAUAAACAUGAAUUAAAAACAGCUCUGACUAACUUUGGAUACCGAUUAUCAGAUAAUAUUGUUGAGAUGCUGGUGCGAAAAUAUGAUAGACUUGGACAAGGAACUAUUUAUUUUGAUGAUUUUAUUCAAUGCUGUAUUGUGCUAUAUACUCUGACGUCAGCCUUCCGAAAAUAUGAUACUGAUCAAGAUGGUAUUAUUACAAUUCAUUAUGAACAAUUUCUCAGCAUGGUAUUCAGCUUGAAGAUUUAAAUAUGACGUAUUUUUGAAUAUUCAAAAAUGAAAAAUGAUUUGACCUUAAAAUCAAAACUAAGGUAAUACGAAAGUAUGUAAUAAUUAUCGAAAUUGUGUCAAAUAUACGUACAUUUAUAUGCGAUAUUGAUGAAUAAUAUACGUCAAUGUUACAUUCCUUCUUAUGACAGAUAUUUUUAAUUCAAUCAAAAAGGAAAUUACACAUUGUAGAAUAAUCAAUACAGUUGUUGGCCAGACCAUCCUGAAUUGAUCAUGAAUACAAUAGAAUGAGUGCCAAUUGUGUGAUUGUGACACGACAACAAUUAUGUUGCUUACUGGAAUAUGUUCAUUGCUAAAUUGAUAAAUAUUUUGUAGAAGCUAUGUAAAAUUCAACUGACUUGCCUUCUUUUCCGAUUUAUGUUUACAAAACUGUUAAAAUUUAAAAUUUACUUCAAAUCAUUCAUAUGUCAUAUAGAAAAUACUGUUAUUUAUUCUUUGUUAAAUUUCAAUUGCACAGUUUGAUAAAGAAUACAAAGCUUGAUAAAACGUUCUAUAAAAAUUAUAUUUGUUACAACUUGUACUACUGUAUUAUUAUUAAAAGAAAUA
Chelonus insularis is the source of this 1386-nucleotide messenger RNA. It is a transcript of the gene Alg-2, whose product is annotated as Apoptosis-linked gene-2. Gene Ontology annotation, molecular function: calcium ion binding. The record is from RefSeq and is a predicted model, not a curated record. The coding region runs from base 229 to 801 and encodes 190 amino acids. Lineage: Eukaryota; Metazoa; Arthropoda; Insecta; Hymenoptera; Braconidae. The transcript is spliced from 4 exons.